CCAUCACGCGGAGCCAGCUCCAGGGUAUUCCCUGUGCGCGUGCUCGGUCGGAAAUUGCCCUCUUUUCCCUUUCCUCCAUUGGACUGAUCUGCCGUCAGUCGGUUUCCCUCACGCUCAACACCGUCCGCCUCUCCGGUUCUCUGUCUGCUGAGACCGCCGUCAUAUUGGCUGCUAGGGGCAGCAGCGACCACGGCAGAAUAGAAGACCCCCACCAUGAUGAAGAACGGGUUUUCGCGGCGCUUAAAGACUAAUUUAGCUUCUUAAGUAAUUCUGAAUAGUAUUUAACGAAUUAAUUUUAAAAUAUUCGGGAUGAUACCAUCAAGUAUCCGCGUAUCUUUAGUGCUUUCAUCCGACACCGUGGUCCGCAAGGGGGAUGUAUGCCUGACUUCUCUUAAUAGCCAUUUUUUGCAGACAAAGAGAGCUGUUGAAUAGGGCUUUCAAAAAGCACACGGGUCCCAGGGGCUCCUAUUGAUGAAGAAAGUGGGCAACAUGUGGAGCAACCUGAAGAGCAAAUGCCAGACGCUGUUUCACAGUUCAGGACCCAGUGAAAGCAGGGUUGAUGCCGAUGCCGUCCACUGUGUGGUGGAUCUCGGCCAAGGCAGCUCAGGUGAGGCUCAGGCAUCAGGAGCCUCAAGCCCGUCCCGGAGCCUCCUGCCAGUGCCAAUGGUAACAGCAGGACGUCGCCAUCAUAACUGUGUGUCGGACAUCCCUCAGAUAGUAGAGAUUACAAUCGAUAAGGACACUGAGGAUGUGCGGGGGGGAUCAGGGGGUGUUCCCCUGGCCCGGAGAGACUCCUAUUCCCGUCAUGCUCCAUGGGGGGGCAAGAAAAAACACUCAUGUUCCACCAAAACCCAGAGUUCUCUGGAGGCAGACAGGCGGUCUGGGCGCUUACGGGGGAGUGGGAACCGUAGGGACAGGCGUUACGGAGUCAGCUCCAUCCAGGAGAUGAGCGACUCUGUAUCUGGAGGACGCAGUCUGACUGCUCGGUCUUUGCGCCAGCGUCUAAGUGAUACAGUAGGACUGUGCUUACCCCUGCCCGCGCGCAGACGCUCCCGCUCAUCUAAGAACCCCGUCACCUCCAAACGUAAGAUUCACCUGACAGAGCUCAUGCUGGAGACCUGCCCCUUCCCACCAGGUUCAGACCUCGCUCACAAGUGGCACUUGAUCAAGCAACACACAGCACCGGUCAGCCCGCAUUCCUCCACUGCCCUGCUGGAUGCCUUUGACCCGGCCCACCCCUCUCCUGAGGAUGAGGAGGAACGUCUACGUGAGCGCCGCAGACUCAGCAUCGAGGAAGGUGUGGACCCACCACCUAAUGCACAGAUCCACACCCUGGAGGCCUCAGUGCCGGGCUCCUCUCUCUACAAACUGGGACCAAAGAUGGCUCCCGGCAUGGGAGAGGCCUCUGGGGAUGGCCGGGCUUCAGGCGCUGGCAGCUCUGUAGGUGCUGGAUUAUCAGGGGCCUGUGGGCAGGUGUUGGGGGCUGCAGCGUCAGCCCAGGACUGUGACUCUGAGGAGGACUCGACCACCCUCUGUCUGCAGGCCAGGAGGCCUAAACAGAGGCACGCCUCUGGGGACGGUCAUCUGAGUCGGCAGCAGCCUGGGCCCUGGAAGGUUCACACCCAGAUAGACUACAUCCACUGCCUGGUGCCGGACCUAUUGCAGAUCACAGCUCUGCCCUGCUACUGGGGCGUGAUGGACCGCUAUGAGGCUGAGGCGCUGCUGGAUGGAAGGCCAGAGGGCACCUUCCUGCUGCGUGACUCAGCCCAGGAGGACUACCUCUUCUCCGUUAGCUUCCGACGUUACAACCGCUCACUGCACGCCCGCAUCGAGCAGUGGAACCACAACUUCAGCUUCGACGCACACGACCCUUGUGUUUUCCACUCUUCCACCGUCACAGGACUGCUGGAACACUACAAGGAUCCCAGCGCCUGCAUGUUUUUUGAACCGCUGCUUACGGCACCUCUCCAUCGGACCUUUCCCUUCGGCCUGCAGCACCUGGCACGAGCCGCCAUCUGCCGCUGGACCACUUACGAUGGUAUAGGCUCUCUGCCGCUGCCGCCUGCCUUGCAGGACUUCCUCAAGGAGUAUCACUAUAAACAGAAAGUACGAGUUCGCUGGCUGGAGAGGGAACCACCACUCAAGGUCAAAUAGGGUGGGCUUCUCCAUCGCCUGUACACACACACUGCAGGAGGAUUACAGAACUUAAAAAAUUCCUCAUUAGCCAAUUUAGAGGCUAUACUGACGUGGCUCUCUUUCUGGUGGGGGAUGGAAAUUAAAUGUAACAAGCUAUACAAGAUUCAUUCUAAUCUUUGUUUUAGUUAUUACUUACAUCACAGAAAAUACAUAUGAUUAUAUUCAGUAUAACGCUGUCUGGCAAGCACAUGUUUUUGUGUUGAACAGGUUGUUUUGACAGGGAGGGAAGGCGCAAAUAUCAGCGCUUUGUGUCUUUUCUCUCCUGCUUUGUGCUAAAUGUCUGCCUGAUCUCACAACAUCACCCUGCCUGUAGACCUGCCUGCAUGUCUCCCUUAUUCAUCCCAAAUUGCUAUUUAGGCCCACAUGGCUAAAUUGUACAGUUCACUUAGUGCUUUCUCUAUUUUUUUUCUUCCUUAGCUUGUCAAAGCACCUAGUGGAGCACCUUCCCAAGAGGGUUUUAAUGUGUGUGUGUGGGUUGAGAGGGCAUCUGGAGAUGCUAUUGUUAUAUUGCAGUCAGAGCUUGUCCCAUGGAUCGAGCUACAUAAGGCACAUUCUUUGCCAUCUCUUUGCACGCAUGAGCAUCCGCUAAGCCAGGGACAGAUUCUGAGAGGGUCCAGAAAGUUCAGGACAGCACAUCAGGGAAAUGAAGUGCUUUCUAAGGACCAUUGUUACAGUUGUCACAGCAGUGCGACAGUUCUUCAUCGGCCACAGACACUUCAGCUCAUUGCACUCUGUUGUGCAUGUAUGCACACAGGCCAUUUCAUCCUGUAUGAAAUUGAGCUCCUAGGGUAACAUUUGAGCAGCAGGGUGUCUUCAUGGAAUUCUGUUAUGACUUGAUAGUGUUUAGUUUUACACCUGCUUCCUUCAGUUGACAUCUUUUGGUGGCAUCUGGUAUACAGAGAGCUUCAACCCUGCAUUUCCUUAAUUGUUAUUUUUCUUCACUACACUUGUAACCCUGUUGUAGAUAGUUUUUAACUUUGGUUACAGACAGAAAUGCUAACAAGGCUUCUCAGAUGAUGAAAAAUCGAAAUGCUAGCAUCCAUGUAAACAUUAAAAGGCUGUUUCAUGGGAGACUUCAUGUAGUCAAAGAUCAUAAAUGGGGAAAACAGCUAACCUCUUACGAUACUUUUAAGACAUAAUAAUAAUCUGCUUGUUAAAACUGUAAACUGCAGGAUUAGAUUGCAGUACCCCUUCCUCCAUAAUUUCUCUUAUAAAAUCAUGUUAACAUGUGUUGAGCUGUUUUUACAAAGAGCACUGUGUCACCAACAGGAAAGAGCCAGUGUAGCCUUUUUGGGUAUUGAUGUCCCCCACUUUACAACUUAAAACUAAAAGGUCUCAACCCCAACAAAUCCCCUCAUUGCCCAGUUGCAUUUAUAGUCAUAGUGAUAGCACCGAGUGCAGGCAACACUCAACUCUCGAGAGGUCGACAUAUCUUUGAGAGCUUUAGUUAUGUAACCUGAAUGAUUUUAGCUAUGUUACUUGAAACAAAAACACUGCUGGCUAGCCGGCCAUUUCUGUUUUGUUCUCAUUGUGUGAAGAGAAAAUAAGUGUAACCUAUGUGCCUUUUUAUAGAGCCAUUUAUCCUGUUCCAUAAUCAGUUGCUUUGUAGUCAAAACCUGCAACAGGAGGUGCUUCAACACAGUCCACUCAGAUGCCAUCAAAUGAGACUGAAGAGGAUUAUAAUAAGAGUAUAGAGGUGCAUGAGCUUCAAGCUCACUUACAUGUGGUGCAUGUUAAAGUUUUUAUAACAGCUAAAAUAUCGGUGGUGCUAUGUUGCUUAAGCUAUGACAGAUUAUUAAAAUGAUGAGUUGCACAUUAGUUACAUCUGUUCUCACUCAAUAAUGCAUGUAUUAGUCUCUCGCCACAUUAUGGCCCGAAUGGUAGUAUUAGGUUGUUAGUGGGUCCAAUGUCAGCCCUACUGUAGCAUAUUUCAGAGCAAGAUAUCAAUGUCCAGCCCUCACACGUCUGGGUCGUAGUCUGCAGCUUGAGCAUGAAGGUUAACUCUCUACAGUGAGUUUUGAACCUCUGAUGACAUUGCCCAAGUUAGCCAUUAGCAACAGUGUUUGUUCUAACUCUUAGCAGUAAAAAAAUAAAAUUGCAUAUUACCAGGCUUUUUUAAAAAAGGAACUGACUUGAAAGUAUGUAGAUGAAAACCCAGCAAGUAAUGUGUAAAACUAAAAUGUUAAAAGUAAAACACACAAGAUCAUUAACAUCAGAAAGCUUAAUACACAGAGUUCUCAAACUAGUUCAUAUUUUAGUUUGUGUGCUUGCGCUCAUGUGCUCAAGGUUACUUUAGUUCUCAUUAGUACGGAUGAACCAUGAACAAAUGUCGGUGUGUUUUUUUGCCCCCUGAAUAUCUGAGCCCGUGACCAAAGCUCUUGUACACACCUAUGUGUAAUAACUAGUAGGCUAAAGCUUAUCAGUGUGCUCAGUGGUGUUCUGCUAAAUUAUAAUUCAAAUGCAAGCAAAUGGAAGCUAGAUCCAUAAUACAGUAUGUUUGACUGCUCUUCUUUAUAUAUAAAUUCAUGGGGUUAGACAUGGCCCUGUCAAGCUCACCUCUACCCUGAAAUUCAAUGCUCAGCACCUUCUCCGCCAAACUGUUAUCAUAUUUUCACUUAUCUGUCAGGCAGGAAAUUACACAUUUUUAUGCAGGUGGUAAAAGAUAAUUGGUGAAGGUAUAAGGGUUAUCAUUUGUCAUAUCUCAGAGGCCAAUUUUCACUUUCACUACCGCAGUGCAAAUCAAUCAGAAUUACAUCUCUUCAAGUCCAAAACAUUUUCCACUGCCCUGCACUUUGUUCCCAGAAAGCUUGAAUGUGUUAAAGUGGCAAAAGUGGAAAAACAUUUGAGUUGCUUUUAUGUGCACUUUCAUGAUUCAGGAUUUUUAGCAUCCACACUGUCAAAUAGGAGAAAUAUAUCUAUUUGAAAACCCACACACAUCAAUACUAUCUUGCUCAUGGUCACCUGUCUACCAUGCUACUGCCAGUGCCUAGCAAUAGCAUACAACUCCUUACAACGCCCCACCCCACUCACAGGCACUAAUCACAGGCUAAUUUUACCAUGUUGGGAUAUAAAUUUACUGGGUACUAAAAGGGCCACUCUGUGUUGCCUUAUGGCUGCUGUGUGGCUGAGGGAGGCCUUUUUUAUUAUUAUAUCCAACUGCUCUCUCUCCAUCUGGCCACAUCCCUAACAUCACUGUGCUGAUGUGGAGGUGACUGCGGUGGAGACCGAACUAAGGCCUGUUUGUCCUCCCCCUCCACUCUCUAUCCGACCCUGCUAGGGCGAGUUACCCUAAAGUUAACUUUAAGGAGCCCAGGCCCAGGAGGAGGAGAGAUGGAGCUGGCUUCCUGUUGUGGUAGCGGCUUGCUCACAGAGAGGGUUUGGGAUUCGUUGAAGUAAAUAGCACUUUAAUUGUGUAUUUUUGUUCUACAGUGCAGUCUGCAGGUAUAAGGACAGUGGCAGGUUUUUCUUUGUGUUGGUUCUUUACUGCAGCAUAUUGGAUUUGAAAUGACAGUUGGGCAUAGUGACAACUGAAGGCUUUACUUUGCAUCCUUACUGGGUGAUAGGAGUUGCACUGCCUUUUGUACAAAGGCCCCAACUUUUAGAAACUAAAAUCAUAUUUAUUAGGGGUGGGCUAUAUGGCCACAAUCUACCAGUAUGAUAUAUGCUCAUUUAUAAACUUUUUUUUCACCUGACUGUUGGAUUCAAAAAUCUACCAGCUACUCAUAAAUUGCUAUUGUUUUUGAGAUGGUAAGUGAAGCAAAUCUAGCAGUUCCUUGCAUUUUUUACCAGGAUGUGGUUGGUGCUAAUUCCCAAUUCUGGUAAAGGUAUUUAUCACAAUACAGUUGUAUGUAACUGUUCCCUAAAUUUAAUUUUAAAAUGGUUUAAAAUAAACAUAAUGUAAUUAACCUAAUCUUCUAUCUUCUAAACUUUUAUUUAGAACUUCCAUACAAACAAAAAACUUUCUCAUGAGACAACACUUAAGUUAUAAACAAGCCUAAAACAGUUACACAGUUUUAACAGUAAAAGCUUAAAGGUUCCUGAGAACAAUAGUUUAAGGUGAUCCAGGUUUCUGUAGUUAAAACUUCACUUUUCUCCUGUGUGGCUACCCAAAUUAAUUGCGAAGCAGCUGGAUUCACGAUAUCACGCUGGGAAUCAUAAGAUCAAUCGAGUCUCCAGCCCGUAUUUGCUACAUAGCCGGAUAGCUCUCACAAUAGAAACAGCAUUGCCGAAUCUCUACCGGUGGAUGCAUUUCUUGUUGUAAAGAUUUAUUUUUGUGGCUUUUUUCCCUUUAUGAUUGGAUGGCAUUAGCAUGACAAGGGGUGAGAAAGGAGAUGACAUGUAGCAAAGGGCCACAGGUUGGAACUGAAUAGCAGCAGCUGUGCAAGGAUAUAGUCUUUGUACAUGGAGCACUCACUCUCCCAGAUGAGCUACUGGAUGCUCCAGAUUGAUACAUUUGUCCUGCUGCAUGGUAUAUACCGUCAUAUCACCCAACCCUAAUAUUUAGUAUUUGGCUGAACAUCAUUUGCAACCAAUCAAAGCUGAAUUCUAUUUUAGCUCUGAUAGCUAUUCUAUUCUUGCUUUUUUGACUCUCUGAUCCACAGUUGGAUUAAAACAUUCUGUUUUGGCCCUCAUUGGUUGUCUUGUCUUCAUGUUAAAAGCCAUUGUUGGCCUGCUUUCACUCAACUUUGGGGGUUUCAUAUGAAAAGAGCUUUGUCACUGUCACCUUAUAGUCAACAUUACGUUACCAAUAUGCUGCACUGCAGAGCCAAAACUAUAAUUUCCUCCCUGUCAAAAUACUUAACGGCAGCACUGUGUGUGUUUUAGCUCAAAAUGGCGAAACUUGUCUGAGUGUUUAGAAAAAAUACCAGCGAUCCUGAAAUAUUUCGCUGAUAUUCAGGCGUUGUAAGCUGUGUCGAUGGAUUCUCCCCCAUGCUGCAGACUCGGUGCAUGCGUGUGUGUUGCGCGGGAGUAUAUUAGUGUAUGGACAGAGCCACACGGAGGGUUCUAGUGGAGGGGAUGCAGAGUCGACACGACUGUGAGGGGUGAUGACAGUGACUCCUAUGAACAAUGCCUCUCUGCCCCCCAUCCCACCACCCCUCUCUUAUUCUCAGGCAGGCCCCGUUGCAAGGAGAGUCCCAGGACCCUCUCAACCCAGUUUUCCCCAUGGGAAAUAUCAGACAUUAACCGUAGCACAUGUUUGCCAUAUAGCCCGUAGAUUUAGGAGAGAUUUAAAAAAAAACGAAAAAACAACGUAUGUAUGAUGAAUGAUGUAAUAGGAGCCUGAUGAAAAGAUAUUUUAUUCUUCUGUGGUGCAUUAACUGUCUGGAACACAUACAUUUUGCACACACUUGCUAUCACACUUCUUCUGACACCUGCACUACCCCCAGGUAUUGACACAAACCCUCCCACCACCACCACCCCACCCCUAAAGCCAGGGAUGUGUAAACAUGGACCACAUUUAGCCAGCACCACCUUUCUGUGUUACUCCCCCCAAAAAAGGGAAAGCAAAGAUGGGUGUUUAUGUGUGUAUUCUAUGUUCUUAAAACAAAAAUGCCGUGAAUUGAACUAUUUUGACCUUAUAUUGUCAUUAGUAUGACACUAUUUAGCUGCACUAUGAGAGCCUCAUUUGUGGCAAGAAACCACUGGGUCUGGUCUAGAUGAGAGACAGGCUGGCUGUGUCACUAGCUGUCCCACUAAACACCCCUGGAUGAAGGACAUCUAAACCCCCCCACCUCGGUACGACUCAUGGUUUCAGCUCUUAAGAGGACAAACAAAAAGAUAUUUUAAACAUUUUUUCCCAUAUAUAUUUUAGAAAGCUGGGUUAAGUGCUAUAUGCAAACAGAAAAAGAUGUAUGAAAGAAUUAUUUUCCAUUAUUACUUCUCCCUAAUAUGCAAUGGAGUGUAGUGUAACAAUGGUUGCAAUCCUCUGUCACUUUAAUGCUGUAUGUGCACAUUGGUUGCUGUGUGGAUGUGGGUGCCGAGGCAACAGGACUUGACAAUGAUGGGAACUAAUGGUUGUCACUCUGCAGCACCGCCCGUGUUCCCAGACUGCCUUAUUCGUUCUGACCAAUCACAAGAGCCCCUUUAAGUCCCGGGCCGCAGCCACUGCCACAGGCUGACCAAGCUGCCGUCAGACGAAUAUUGCCGUUCCAUUUUCUUCUGCUUUUCCUCGCUUUUCCUUUUUCUUUCCUUUUUUUUAAAAAAAUUUCUUCCGGUCAGGUAGGAUUUGGAGCGUGUAAAUGGCAUAAUCAUGUUCACAUUUCACUGUCUGUUCUGUGUAUCUGCUUCACCAUUCAAAGAGAGAAAAAAACAGUUGUUUUCCAGUAUAACCUGUUCAUUUUUAAGAGCCGUAUGAUGCGACACUUGUAGCUGUCACUCUUGGUGCUUGGCUUAUGCUUCAUUGUCUUAAUAUUCCAAAUAAAACUGUUAAGUGUAAUCCACACUGGCCCAUGA
Messenger RNA from Plectropomus leopardus (leopard coralgrouper), 8649 nucleotides. RefSeq names its product suppressor of cytokine signaling 5b (gene socs5b). Gene Ontology annotation, cellular component: phosphatidylinositol 3-kinase complex. Gene Ontology annotation, molecular function: 1-phosphatidylinositol-3-kinase regulator activity. The record is from RefSeq and is a predicted model, not a curated record. Lineage: Eukaryota; Metazoa; Chordata; Actinopteri; Perciformes; Serranidae. Gene Ontology annotation, biological process: intracellular signal transduction; phosphatidylinositol phosphate biosynthetic process.